ACAAUUUUUUUCCGAUUUUAUAAUUUUCAUUCGUACUGUCAAUUAAAAUAAUGUAGAGUUGUAAAAAAAAUCCAUUUGUAAGAAUCGAUCUUAAUUGAUAUACUGCACAAUUACUAACAAAUAAGGGGAAAAUAAAAAUGGAUUAAUUGAUUAUUGAAUCGAAUAUUGCUUGAUAUGAAAAAUUAUAAAAAUUCAUAAUAAAAAAAGUCAAGGAGAUUAUUUGAAUUAGCCUUAAUGCUAUGGAAUUCAGUUUACCAGCGUGCAACUGCUGAAGAAAAUGAAAAAUAAUGCAAAAUUUACUGCAGCACGAAGCAAUGUUGCAAGAGCUGAGUACCAAUGAGAGGCAGCCAACUAAGUUAGUAAUAAAUUGUCCUUAUUGAAUCUGGUGUGACAGUCGAAUAAAGCGAUUUCAAGGGAAAAAUGUUAUAAAAUGCGAAACAUGGCUUCAAGUAACGGAGACAGUGACAGCGGCAAUUACCCAAAAUCACCCAAGAGUCCUCGGCAACUACCACCAUUGCCGCUUCUCUCAAACCAGAGAAGUUCAAAGUCAUCGGAGCGUAGCGCGAGUAGUUCCGUAUCUGGUGGCUCUGUAAUUGCUGAAACGACGAAAUCACCAAGUACACCACGAGUCUUUGAGUUUCCGCCUGAAUUUUCACACCACUUCGAUGCCGAGACACCUAAUACCAACUUCGACUUUGAAGACUUUGUCGAAGCUGAAAAAAAUAGGAGUUCACAGAAUGAGUUCUCAACAGACUCAAGUACGCUGGUUAUCUCCUCGGGCGUUUCAAAAUCGACUCUAUCGUCAAGCUCCGAACAAUCGAUGAUAUUUGAAUUCUGCAAGCCUCGCAGAAAUAUUAUAAAAACCAUGAGUUAUCCACCAAAGUCGCCAACUUCGCCGAGCAUCAAUGUGCCCGUGCAGCAUCAGUCGAGCUCAAUUAAGCGGCGAGGUCACAAUACAGACUCGAUUAAUCAGGUUCGACGCAACUCCUGUUUGGAUCUCGGACCGAUGACACCUAACUUGAAAAAACGUUUUGGCUUAAUGGCAAUCAGCAAUUCUGCUGGUCUUUUCGAUUCUGGUCAAGACGAAGGAAAUGACCCACAGAGUUCUGUGGCUUCGAGCCUUACAACGACAUUCAAUGCGCAGCAGCAGCAACCGUCUAGGACGACAAAUUGGCAUCAUGAAAGUCUAAAAAUGCGCUCGCAGAAACAGAGGCAGCCGCUUCAAAAACGAUUAAUACAUUUAAACAAGAGCCAAGGCUGUAUCAAUGAGGCCGUCGACAGCGCAGAAAGUCUUAGUUCCAGAACCCGAGAAAGCCGCGUUGCGAGGAAGUCUACUGGCGAUCUCACAGAACUUAAUAAUACAGACACAGAAACAACUGUAUUAUCCACCCCGAAACGAAGAGGUUCGAUGAAGGGUGGACUUGCUUACCUUGCAUCUCGUCGUGGUUCCCGCGACAGUCAAGUUUCUAAUGUAUCCAAUUUCAGUAACGAGGAUAUUGGUCCACUCAAUUUCAGUGUGCACCCAAGAGGUCGACAAAGGAGGACUUCAAAUUUUCUCGAAUUACCAGUUCCAGAUCAUAUAAGACCCAGAGUUCACAGUUUGCCAGAGAAAGCAUACAACCCACGCGCUGGCGAUGACUUGUACAGAUUGAGAGCGUUUAGUAUAACUCACAAAGGAGUUAUAAAUCGGGGUGACUCAAUUAUUUCUCGUCGCAGCAAGAGCAAUACCUCUGUCAAUAGUAGCAGGAACAGUAACAUAUCAGGUGAGCGGUCUCCUUUUGAAGGCAGCUGCUGUAGCGGCCAAGGAGUCGAGGUUGAUAGUACGGAUAGCGAUGUCGAGGAAGUCACAAAACAUAGAGUUGUACUAUUAGGUGAUUCUGGUGUAGGUAAAACAGCACUUGUUUCGCAAUUCAUGACAAGCGAAUAUAUGAAUACUUAUGAUGCUAGUUUAGAUGACGAAUUUGGCGAAAAAACGGUUUCUAUUUUAUUGGACGGCGAAGAAUCAGAAAUGGUCUUUAUUGAUCAUCCUCACAUAGAAAUGAGUCUAGAAAACUCUUUAUCGACGUACGAGCCACACGCUUGUAUUGUGGUUUAUUCGAUUGUAUCCCGUCCAAGCUUUCAAGUAGCUGAAGAAAUGUUAAAUUACCUUUGGCGAGAGCAUUAUACUCAAGAACAAACUGUCAUUGUGGUUGGCAAUAAAUCAGACUUAGCUAGAAGUCGUACUAUCUCUACGAAUGAAGGUAAGCAAUUGGCAGCAUCUCGUGAAUGCAAGUUUAUCGAAACAUCAAGUGGUAUUCAACAUAACGUCGAUGAGCUUCUUGUUGGAGUUCUUAAGCAAAUACGACUUCGCGAAUCAAGAGAUCGGAAACUUCGUCGACAAGGUAGCAAGAAUAAGAUCACGUCUAAGCUACAAGGAAGUAAAACAGCUCUCAGUCUGAAUCUGGCUCGAGAAUUACUUAAUAAGAUGUGUAUGAAGGAUAGUAAAAGCAAAAGUUGUGAGAAUUUGCAUGUCUUAUAAAAUUAAUAAAUUACUUUCAUUUAAAAGUAUUCUAUUAGUUUAUAAUAAAUCUAAAACUGCCUUUCAAUACGCUUAAACAAUUACUUCAAAAACUUGAUCAAUCCAUGUAUAUCUCUAAGUUUAUAAUUUUUCAAACAAGCAAAAUAACGUACUAAAUCAAAAUAAAAUAAAAUUAUUAGAAUAUAAAAGUAUGCUCAGAUAGAUGAAAUUUCUCUAAAUACAUCAUUCAUAAUAAAAGGAACUUUUAUACUACUAAAAAAUUGAUGCUUGUGAUGUUUCAUGAUUAUGAAAUACAGUUAAAAAACUGCAUACUUUUGGAAUUAAUAAAUGUCGAUUCAACUUAUUCAAGUGUACAUUUUGUAAGUAUAAUUAAUUUUUGAAGAAUUGUAGAUAAAAUCGCCGAUUUUUUAUUUAUAAUCAUAAAUUCAAUCGAGAGUUUUAAUUUUGCUAUCUCUCGCAAGUAAUGCAAUUAUUUUGUGUUAUUAGAAUGCACGCCAAAAACUUAAUAAAUACCUUUGCUCAAUA
Messenger RNA from Trichogramma pretiosum, 3043 nucleotides. RefSeq lists its product as uncharacterized. Lineage: Eukaryota; Metazoa; Arthropoda; Insecta; Hymenoptera; Trichogrammatidae. The coding region runs from base 431 to 2518 and encodes 695 amino acids. The record is from RefSeq and is a predicted model, not a curated record. Gene Ontology annotation, cellular component: plasma membrane. Gene Ontology annotation, molecular function: GTPase activity; calcium channel regulator activity; GTP binding. The transcript is spliced from 8 exons.